Molecule: messenger RNA, 1614 nt
Organism: Lodderomyces orthopsilosis Co 90-125
Lineage: Eukaryota; Fungi; Ascomycota; Pichiomycetes; Serinales; Debaryomycetaceae
Gene: MPS1
Product: serine/threonine/tyrosine protein kinase
Exons: 1
Coding region: 1-1614 (537 amino acids)
Biological process (GO): mitotic spindle assembly checkpoint signaling; chromosome segregation; meiotic spindle assembly checkpoint signaling
Cellular component (GO): nucleus; spindle; kinetochore
Molecular function (GO): ATP binding; protein serine/threonine/tyrosine kinase activity; protein serine/threonine kinase activity
Source: RefSeq, a predicted model, not a curated record
AUGCUAUAUGAUCAUCAUUCAUCAUCGAAUCACAGCAUGGGUGAAGAUGACAAUACUUGUGCGCCACCGCCAUCACUAAGCUCCUAUAGCAUUGAAAUGCUAAAUUCAAAACGAAACACCCCAGUAACAGGAAUUUACCAUCAAGACUUUCCUGAGAGAUCAACUGACUUGAGAAAGAAAUUUAUUGCUGUGUUUGGACAUACAACAACAACUACGGAAAACUCACUCUCAGAUGGUCUUAUGGAGGACAAGUCGGGAUCAACGUCGAAGUCGACAAUUACUGGCUCGGAAAAUCGCAUCAAAAGGAGACGGUAUGGCAAGGGGCUAGGGGCGCCGAAGAGAGCAAGUCAAAACAAUACAUUAGAAGAUGACUAUAUUGAUGAGGAAUUGAUUAAGAAAAACGUUGAGGAGAGAAACAAGUCUCCAGUCAGACGCCACCCAUUGAGUGAUAUAUCGAAUACGUUUAGGAAACCAGUGACUCCAAAGAAGGAUUCCCCGGCAGCAGCAACAGCAGCAGCAGCAGCAGUAGCGAUGGCACCAGUAGUAUCAACAGUUCCCACAGCACCACCUGCACCAGUAGUGGUUCCACCCACAGCUUCCAUUGCAGAGUCACGAACCUUUAUUGUCAACAACAAAAGAUACGAGAAAUUGGAGCUACUAGGAAGAGGCGGGUCAUCCAAGGUUUACCGUAUAAAGGCAGCCAAUGGUCACCAAUUUGCAUUGAAAAAAGUCACUUUAAACUCAACAGAGGAUAUUACCUCAUUUAAGGGAGAGAUUGAGCUUCUUCGAAGAUUGAGAAAUUACAAGCGAGUAGUGAAGCUUUACGACAGUGAGGUGACAAAAUCAUCAAUUUACUUGAUAAUGGAAAAAGGGGAUAUUGAUUUAGCAAUGUUGUUUCAAAACAGACUCAAUAUGAAUCUACCGUUGGACCUACAAUUUGUCAGAUACCACAUUUCGGAAAUGUUUAAAUGUGUAAGAGAUGUACAUGAUGCAGGCGUUGUGCACAGUGACUUGAAACCGGCAAAUUUUCUUAUGGUGCGAGGGAUUUUGAAAAUCAUCGACUUUGGAAUUGCAAAUGCUGUACCUGACCAUACAGCCAACAUAUACCGAGAGUCUCAAAUUGGAACACCAAACUACAUGGCACCAGAGGCGUUAGAGGAGGCGAGUAUGGCGGAAACGAAAAAUACAACCUGGAGAGUUGGUAGGCCAUCAGAUAUAUGGUCUUGUGGGUGUAUCAUGUAUCAAUUCAUUUACGGAAGACCUCCGUACGCUUCUUUAGCCGGCACAAAGAGGAUAUUAGCAAUUAUGAAUCCACAAUACAAAAUACAAUACCCGCAUUUAGGUAUCGGCGAUGUGCCCGUGCCACAAAGUGCCAUCAAUCUUAUGCGCAACUGCCUUGCUCGUGACCCUAAUGAUCGUUGGACGGUAGAAGAAUGCUUAAACAGUGAAUUUUUCCACCCAAAGGUGGUUGAUGAAAACUUUGUCACUAAAAUUGUCCAUCAAAGUGUCAACUUGGGCUACAAUAAGAGAAUCUCAGGUGAAGGAAUCACGACCGAAGCCUACGACUCAUUAGUGAAUGACAUUAUAGAUCAGAUUAGAACUUAUAAUUGCUAA